Messenger RNA from Prorocentrum cordatum, 1388 nucleotides. Lineage: Eukaryota; Dinophyceae; Prorocentrales; Prorocentraceae. The record is from the annotation of a GenBank genome assembly.
CUCGCCAGGGAUGAAUGGAAGCAUUACAACUUGGACUCGGACUGAAGAAGCCUGGAACAAGGCACGCCGCAUGACCAACGAAUGUGACUGGACGGGGAGAUGGAACGACCGAGGCGAGGAUAAGCGGGCGCAUGUGGGCGAGAGACAACAUGAGCCACAGCCAUUUGAGACCUUUUCGCGAGCGUGCGCGCGCGGGGCUCACCCACGCUUGCUCCCAGCAAGCGCCGAUCCCUGAGAUCCGACGUGACGCACAAGCUGCAACAUCCUGGACGCCCUGCGCGACAAUCCUGCCAAGCUGGUGUGGAGAAGCGCUCCGACACGCCAGCCAGAGAGGGCAGACAGCCCCGCUCCUCGGCCGUGGCCUGCGAAGUGGUCCAGCCACUUCGGGAUCUGCAGCAGCAACAAGCACUGAUGAACCGCAACUGGAUAAUCAAAAUGUUACGGACGCAUGGGUGCCGGAAGCGGUGGGUGGACUGUGGGGCGGUGUUGAGCUGCCCCCAGCACAAACAUCUGGCACCCUUCUGCCAGUGGCCUUCGUCCUUCACCUCCCGCGCGACAUGGCAAGAAGACUGGAAACAUCCAACAACUGCGAGCAGAUGGCACCGUCGGAAGCGUUGUGGGGGUGAACACGCCAUGCCGCAUAGUUGUGGUGGAUACCUCUGCAGCUGCGGGACGAACUAAUACCGAGGGCCAGAACCUGAGUCCUCAAUACCACCCCAAAGCGCUAAUCAGCGACGUCGCCAGAGCCUCCUGGUUCUCCCAGUGCCCGUGUGGAUGUUCUGCUGGGAGCAUUCUUCUUGACGUCUCCCUCCGUCAUCGGCGCCGCGCCCUGCCUUGCACCAGAGAGGCUGCCGCCGCCUCGCGAGGUGAUGAGCCUCUGGUGAGGGUAAACGAUCGGGGGGCGCUGCUCCCGAUGAUCGAGCCCGACCGCGGGCAAAGGCCUACGCCCUCCGCGUUGGUGUGCACGCGCGCCUCACGGGGGCCGCGGCCGCAGCGUGCCCGCCUCGGUGCCAAGGCGCAUCUCUCUCUGGCUGUCGGACAUCCGACCGAGCGACCACGCCGCCGAAAUCUGGUGCCGAUCGCAACAGCAUCUGCUGGGAGGCAACCGUGCAGCUCUGCCAUAGAGCUUGCCCGAGCAAACCAGAUCGGGGUGCGCCCGGUAGGGCAGGCGCUGGUCGUCCCACCUCCCCACGUAUCCCUCUUCACGCCAGACUCGGAGACGAGUUGAUUAGGUUGAGUUGGUGCUGUUGCUUGGUAUUGGGGUAUGGUAUGCCGCUACCUUUGGCUCAAGCCAGGAGUGGCUUCAGGCAAUUUCUGACCAAUGAUUGCUUCACCUCCAACUAAUUUUCUCGGCCUCUGAUCGCGUCGAGGGCAGAGGCAUCCUGUCG